UCUUGCGAUGCCUCAUGCUUGAUAUCAAUAACUGCAACAGCCGGCCUGGCCCAGACACAGUCGCGCUGACUGCAUCGCAUACCCUAACCCUGCAUCAUGGAGGACCAUGGAGACUCGUCAAAGGACCAGCCAGCGGCUCUGGAGUCUCCCAUCAACCUUGUGGAGGGCUACUCCUGCGACGGCCUCACCUUGACCACUCUGCUGGCAUCUACAGAAAAAGAGUCUGACACAGACAAAUCCCCAGACAUCGAUGUGAUUCAUGUUAUGGUGGUUGGUAAAGAAGAAGAACGGCUCACUCUGGAAAGUCUUCUUUUAGAGUCAGUGGCUUCCAGACGAAGAGAACUUGUCUUCCGGUGUGGCAUGGCCAGAUUACUAGCUGGUGAAUUGACGAGCCAAGCCAUCGAUGGCCUUGCCCGACAAUUGCUCUCAAGUCUGCUCUUUUUCCUAAAGCAUGACGAACAGGUCUGGUUACAAUCCCCUGCCUAGCAUUCAAAAAGAGCGCUGGUGUUUGUUGCCUAUGAUUUUGGAGACUUGAUUGUUAAAAAGGCUAUCAGCAUUGCUGGCGCAAACGAGCAACGGUGGCCAGGGAUUUUUACGAGCGUCGCCCAGUUUAUCUUCUUCGGUUGCUUUCAGAGAGCAAACGGCCCCCAGCUGCU
Molecule: messenger RNA, 656 nt
Organism: Trichoderma asperellum CBS 433.97
Lineage: Eukaryota; Fungi; Ascomycota; Sordariomycetes; Hypocreales; Hypocreaceae
Source: RefSeq, a predicted model, not a curated record